This is a messenger RNA of Ogataea angusta, 441 nucleotides long. RefSeq lists its product as uncharacterized. Gene Ontology annotation, biological process: protein geranylgeranylation; protein farnesylation. The record is from RefSeq and is a predicted model, not a curated record. The transcript has 2 exons. Gene Ontology annotation, molecular function: CAAX-protein geranylgeranyltransferase activity; protein farnesyltransferase activity. Lineage: Eukaryota; Fungi; Ascomycota; Pichiomycetes; Pichiales; Pichiaceae. Gene Ontology annotation, cellular component: protein farnesyltransferase complex; CAAX-protein geranylgeranyltransferase complex; cytoplasm. Bases 1 to 441 code for a protein of 146 amino acids.
AUGUACGAUUAUUCAGACAUCAUCGUCGAGGAGCCUCUCGAGCCCUCUCCGCUGUGCCAGAUACUUUACUCCGAUGAAUUCAGACAGCUCAUUGGCAUAGCUAAAGCUCUGAUGCGCAACAACGAGCAUUCGGAGAGGGCUUUGGAGAUCACCGAAAGGGUGAUUGAGAAGGUGGCUGCACAUUAUACGAUCUGGUCGUACAGACUUUCAAUCGUCAAGGGCCUUGAAAAUUAUUCCCUUGCCAAGGAGCUUGAAUGGUGUGGGCAGAUUGCUCUGCAUAAUCCCAAGAACUACCAAAUCUGGCAUUAUCGAUCGCUAAUUAUUGAGCUAAUACUAAAGCGUAAUGGCGAUUUCGAUUUGAAGCAGGAGUACCCAAUCCUAGAGCAGAUGCUGGAUCAGGACUCAAAGAAUUACCAUAGAAAAUGUUGGAAGAAGACGUAA